CUCAGGCAGAGUCUGCUAGAACUCCUGCUUGACUUUUCAUGGCCGAUUCCGGUGACACAGUCCAACCAAACACGCACCAACACGACGGCGACCCGAGCAGAGCCGUAGCGCCCCGCCUCAUCCCACCCUCCUUCCUCACCCCUUUCUUGCUUGAUCCACCUCGCCUCUUCAUCCUCCGCCCAAGUUUUCAACCACGCAUCCUUGGUCCUUGAAUCGGUUCUCCGCGCCCGAUUUCUCCGCACCCGGUGGCUGCGUGCUUCUAAAUGGGGACCCGGCGGUGGGUCGCGGCGGCGGCGGCGGUCAUGGUGGCGCUCUUGCUGCUGUCCGCAGCCUCUCACGGAGGACGGAGAGGACCCAGUUUCAACAGCAACAACCGGACUUUUGUUUUUAAUUAUACCCUGGCGAAGACUAUCGUGGAAUAUGCUUCAGCUGUGUAUAUGACGGACCUAACAGCUCUAUAUACAUGGACGUGCUCAAGAUGUAAUGACUUGACUAAAGGUUUUGAGAUUAGGUGUAUAAUUGUCGAUAUCCAGAACUGCUUGCAGGCAUUCAUUGGUGUUGAUCAUAAUCUCAAUGCUGUAAUCGUCGCAAUCAGGGGAACUCAAGAGAACAGUGUACAGAACUGGAUUAAGGACCUGGUAUGGAAGCAGGUUGACCUAAACUAUCCAAACAUGCCCGAUGCGAAGGUCUUUGGCAUGAACUUGAUAUAUGUACUCUGUUUUUUUACAAGAGUAGGAUGUUCCUUUAUUUAUUUUCUGAUGAGGUUUAUGUUCUGGUUAAAGGUCCACACUGGAUUUUACUCUGCUUACAAUAAUACACUUUUACGUCCAGCCAUCACAAAUGCUGUUCGCAAGGCAAGGAGAUUGUAUGGCGAUAUUAGCGUGAUAGUUACAGGGCAUUCGAUGGGAGGAGCUAUGGCUUCUUUCUGUGCACUUGAUCUCGCUAUUAGCCUUGGAAGUGACAGUGUUCAUCUCAUGACUUUUGGGCAACCACGUAUUGGCAAUGCUGCCUUUGCCUCCUACUUUGAACAAUAUGUACCCAGUGCGAUCCGAGUGACACAUGAACAUGAUAUCGUGCCUCAUUUGCCCCCUUAUUUCUUCUUCCUCCCGCACCUGACAUACCACCACUUCCCUAGAGAGGUAUGGGAGCAUGACGUUGAUGGCAACACAACCUUCCGAGUUUGCGACGGCAGCGGAGAAGAUCCAGAUUGUUGCAGGAGUGUGUUUGCGUUGUUCCUCAGUGCCUCAGACCAUCUGACGUACAUGGGUGUUGAGAUAGCAGCAGAUGACUGGAGCACCUGCAGAAUCGUCAUGGCCCAGAGCGUCGAGCGGCUCCAAUUGUAUCUUGCGAGUAAUGUGAUCACGUCGAAGAUCCCUGUCGAUAUAAUCAUUGCGGAUCAUAGCGUGCAGACUGAUCCGAGCAGUUCCAGCUAGACAUUAUUCAUACAAGCUGAUGUAUGUGUAUAUAUAGUGUUGUCAGCAUUUGAAUGGCUUCAGGCAUCCAGCCAAUGGGAUGGUUUUUGCCACGACAGAUAUGUGAUUCUUUCAUCUGUAGCUUGUAAAUGUAGAGAGAUGUGUAGAAGCAGAACAUCGAAGUGUGGUGAUAAGUUUCUCAGAAUCUUUGGGUUCAGUGGUAAUACAUGACUAGGGUUUUUCUGGAA
This is a messenger RNA of Aegilops tauschii subsp. strangulata, 1660 nucleotides long. RefSeq names its product lipase. Gene Ontology annotation, biological process: lipid metabolic process. NCBI's taxonomy places the organism in Eukaryota, Viridiplantae, Streptophyta, Magnoliopsida, Poales, Poaceae. The record is from RefSeq and is a predicted model, not a curated record.